Effrenium voratum is the source of this 903-nucleotide messenger RNA. The record is from the annotation of a GenBank genome assembly. NCBI's taxonomy places the organism in Eukaryota, Dinophyceae, Suessiales, Symbiodiniaceae.
AUGCCGGCGCUGGUGGAGUUUCCCAACGCCUUGGGUCCUGGGGUGCCGCUCUUCGUUCAGUGCGCCUGGCAUUCCGAGGCAGCGCAGGCGCCGCAGGCGCCGGACGGGGCGCCAGACGCGGUGCCGGCGCCCGAAGGCUUGUGCCACCUGGUGAUGAUCGAUGGCAACCAGUGCUGGGUGGGCACGCUGCAGCAGAAGGAUUUGGCAGGACCCUUGGGGGACAGCUGGAAGGAUCCCGCCAACUUGCGCUUGCUGCGGGAGGCGCUCAGCUCCCCUCCCGAGAGCCUGUCGCCGAGUCGGCUCCCUGGUCCAAGGGCUGAGGCGGCUUGGCGGGUGGUUGCGUCGGAGCUGGAAGUCACCGUGCGGUUCAUUUACAGGGAAGGGCCGGUGGCAGCAGUGCAGGCAGCUCGCUUUCCUGCGGUCAGCUUGGACAAAGCCCUGGGCGACAUAUGCAGCGGCAUCCGGAAAUUGCAGAGCGACGUGCAGAGCCAAGCCAGCAGUGUCCAGGCGGAGAAGGCGAGUCUUCUUGCCAGGCAGGAGGUGCUGAAGAGGCAGCUGGAGCUAUUGCCGGAGGAGGUGGAGGCGCACGAGGCGCGGCUGCUGGACGGCUUGUCCGGCGUGCUCAAUGCCCAGAAGCGCCGAUGCCUGUCUCUUGCGCCAGUCGCCGGAGGCGGCGGAGGCGGCCGUGAACCCGGGCCCCAGCUCCUUUGUGUCCCUCACCUUCGGCGACAGCGACGCGCGACCGGCGGUGCCGGAGGUGCCGGCCGCAACGGAGACCGCCUUCAGCAUCCCGCUGACCUUGGGCAUGAGCACGGUGAGCCUUGGUGCCAGGGUCCAAAAAGGAGCAAGCGUGGCUUGGCCCAUGCUUUCGGCAUUGCUGCUAUCAGCUGGCGAUGUUCUUGA